UGCUUUUACAAAUUUAAAAAGAAUGUUGCAAACCAAUGUGACCCUUGCUCUACCAGAUUAUCAACAACCAUUCACCCUAUGUGUAGAUGCUAAUCAAGGUUAUAUGAAAGCAGUAUUAACACAGCCAUUCGGAGCAAAAGAGAGACCGUUAGCAUUCUAUUCAAAACGAUUAGAUGCAGUAGCAGCUGGCUUUCCACAGUGUUUACAGGCAUGUGCAGCUGCUGCAGAAGCAGUAAAGGUAUCAGCAGAAUUGGUACUUUGUCACCCCCUCAUACUUAAAGUUCCUCAUUCUGUGUCUCUAAUCUUGUUGCAGACACCGCUUCCAUUCUUAACACAUACAAGACAUCUUACCUUAGUGUCACUUUUGCUCUCACAACCUAACAUUGAACUUCAGCGGUGUGGCCUAUUGAACCCUAGCACGCUCCUCCCUACCGCAGAGGAUGGGGAGCCACAUUCUUGCAAAGCAACAAUAGAAGAACAAACAAAACCAAGAGCAGAUAUUCUGCAAACUUUUAUACCAGGAUCAGAAGUUGUUUAUGUAGAUGGCUCAGCAUCAAAAAAUGAUAUGGGAAAAAAUAAAGUUGGGUAUGCUGUAGUUACAUCUACUGAAGUGUUAGAAGCCAAUGCACUUCCCUCUACUUGUUCAGCACAAGCGGCUGAACUCUAUGCUGUGAUCAGGGCAUGUGAACUGUUCAAGAACAAGUCACUUACUAUCUACACUGAUAGUCAAUAUGUGUUUGCAGCUGUCCAUCACUAUGCAAGAGUCUGGAAAAAUAGAGGUUUUAGAACAUCACAGGGCACAUCUCUUACUCAUACAAAUUUGCUACUUAGAUUAUUAGACGUUGUGCAUUUACCGACUCACUUUGCACUGUGCAAAUGCAAAGCACACCAGACUGAUGACUCUGCAGAAACCGCAGGAAAUAGUUUUGCAGAUAAAACCGCCAAAGAAGCGGCACUGAAACAACCUACCACAGUGGCAGACAUUCUUUUUAUAGAUAGCGAUGUGCUAUGUGAUGCACAGAUUCAUGCUCCUAAAAUAGAAGUACAAAGUUGGAUCAAAAGAGGAGCAAUACAACGAGAGAAAGUUUACUAUAUGAAUGACAAGCCCAUCCUACCAAAAAAUUUAUACAAAACAGCUGCUUUGGUGAGCCAUGGAAAUACUCAUGUCUCAACAGGAGGGAUGGUACAUAUCAUACAACAAUAUUUCUAUGCUAUAAAUUUUUAUGAUUAUGCAAAACAAUUUUGUAGGACAUGCUUAAUUUGUUGUAAACACAAUGCACAAGGAAACAUCAGACCAAAACGUGGCCAGUUCCCCACAGCUGAGUAUCCGUUUCAAGUUGUACAUAUGGAUUUUAUUGAAUUAUCUUGGUCACAAGGAAAGAAAUACUGUCUAGUUAUUAUAGACACCUUUUCUAAGUGGGUAGAAAUAUACCCUGUAAAGCACUGUGAUGCAAUGACCGUUGCAAAAUGUUUGGUAAGCCAUUAUUUCCCUACCUAUGGCAUACCUCAUAUUAUAAGAUCAGACAAUGGGACUCAUUUUGUAAAUCAGACUAUGUCCCUUUGCUCACAAGCAUUAGGUUUUACGCUUAAGAAUCAUUGUGCGUAUCACCCCCAGAGCGCAGGCUUAGUGGAAAGGACCAACGGCACUAUUAAAACAAGGCUAAGAAAGACAGUGGAAGAGACAAAAAGGCCGUGGCCAGAAUGUUUGUCUCUAGUAAAAUUAUGGAUGAGAAUAACUCCCACUCCUGCAGGAUUGACACCUUUUGAAAUAGUGUAUGGUAGACCAUUUCCCCUAGCAACUGAAAUGAAUGACAUAGAAAAAGCAGACCGAGAAAAUACGCUGGCUGAUUGGAUGCGUAAACUACUAACAUCACAACAAAAACAUAGCCCCAGUAGUCUGCCGGUAAAUUCUGUUUCUACUCAACAGGAUAACUUGCAGCCGGGAGAUUGGGUCCUGGUCAAGGUCCUGUUGCGGAAAGAUUGGAGCACACCUCGGUGGGACGGUCCUUAUCAAGUCCUCCUCACAACACCAACAGCAGUAAAGAUCGCAGAACGACCUUCCUGGAUACACAAAAGUCACUGUAAACCCAUCAAGCCCUUAUCAGAGGCCUCAGCAACAGAGUAGCAGUGGAAGUCCGCUACAAAGGCACAGUAACCAAUAGGGUGCUGUUGUCUCAACCCGGUGAAGAAAACAACUGAGCUGCACUCUAUUUAGGAUGGCCCUGAUAGGGUGGGGAUGUGGUAAAGUGACUCUAGGGGUCAUUCUUGUUGUAGGACUUGUAUGGUUGUCCUUGCUCUCACCAGCUCCAUUACAGCACCUACGGCGAUGGACCCAUGAUGACUUCCAUCUACGCCCGUUGCCCGCUGACCACUCACAUCCAUUUAUGCAAAACUACUGGUACCGAUAUGUACAUGAUACUGUAACAGCGAAAAAUGUGACAAAUUGCUAUGUUUGUUCAGUAAUGCCCACUCAUAGUGAAGGACCUACGGUGUAUGGUAAAGCUAUGAACAUAUCCCAAGCCAAGUGCGCUGCUUCUUUCGCAGGAAUAGGAUACCAGAGCCGUCUUUCCCUUAUAUUUUCGCUAGCAGGGGAAGAUGUGAACAUAACUAUACCUGGGACUAAUAGAAUGACAGUGGUCCGAAUUAAGUAUCAGGAGGCUACAGGAAACUACCCAGAUGACGUUGGGUUUCAAAAUGGUACCUGUAUACAGGAUUUCUGGGUAGACUUCGCUGUUGCUAAAACUAAUGUCUCACUUCCUUUUUCUGUCUUGAUGGAAAGAGACCCACUGACAUAUCAGCAUGCCAUUUGUUUUAAGCAAGAUAAUGGUACGCGAUGGAUAGGAGGAAACACCACGAACUGUAACCUAACAUAUGUAGACAGCAUGUAUGGAUCUCCAAUUUCGAUGCUUCGCCCCAGUAAUGGAACAUAUUGGGUGGACGGAGUAGCAUGGUUGUGUGGACCUCGUGCAUACUUUGUCUUACCACCGAACUGGUUUGGAGUAUGCGCUCUUAUUUUUGUUUCAGAUCACACCUUCCUGAUAGCACAGGAAAGUAAAACUUUCUUCAGAAGCAGGAGAAGGCGUUCGAUAUCAAUACAACCCCAUGAUAGUGUGUGGGGAACCGACGUGCCCGCUGAACAUAAAUUGUGGGGAACAGGCAGUAAAGUUAUGCUGGCCCUGUUCCCUGGGCUAGGAAUCGGAAAACUCAUGCUACGCGUAGAAACUCUAAAUUAUAGACUAGGUCUAUUUAUGAAUGAUUCGAUACUGAUUAACCAAAAACAAAAUGAACAAUUAGACAUAACCAGACAGAUGGUAAUCCAGAAUCGUAUGGCAUUAGACCUACUGACAGCCGCACAAGGAGGAGUAUGUGUCCUCCUGAACCAAACGUGCUGCACUUACAUUCCUGACAAUGUGCACUCACCCAAUAUGACAUCUGCCUUAGACCGCCUCCGAAACUUACAAAAAGUGAUGACCAUGGACAGUCGACCGCAGUCCUCCUCAUCCUGGUUAGACUGGUUUAUUACAGGAACAUGGUGGUCAAUACUGAUGAAAACAUGCCUACCUCUUCUUUUGUUUUUCAUUUUAUUUUUCUGUUGUUUUAUUACUGUUAUACCAUGUUUGAAAAUGUUUAUUAAUCAAGCUCUUAAUGCUGCUUUUCGGACACGCAGUACAAUGUUUCUCUCCCUUACCCAAACUAUAGAGACAGAGCCUGUUUCCAAUGAUGGCGAUGAAGAAGACAUAUAAUUCAUAAUGACGGCCGAGCCGAAAGCACCCGUGCAGGGCUCGGACAUGAAGAACCGGAAUUAAAUGUUUUCCAGGAUAAUGACAAUGUGGUCUAAAUGAAGGUUGUACCUAAAGUGCUUUUGCAACUUGUACAAUGUUGAUGCUUCUGAUCAUACUGUCAUGAUAAACAGGAGGGACUGUUAGGUUGAAGAAACAGUUGUUAAUCAUUUCUGUAUGAUCAGCAAUGAGUGUAAAUAUAUAUGUAUACGUUAUUUCUUAUCUUCUAGCCACAUACUCUUAGCUAUUGUACUCUAAGUAAGUGCUUAACAGCUGCCUACUUAGAUAAGAAUCUCACUUCCCUCUCUUGCGCCCCCCAUUGACUAUAAAUAAAGAAGGCAAGGGGAACCACCCUUUGUAACACAUUCUGCUGUAGUUUGCAUUGCAGAGAGUGUGGGUACCCUUGCAAGUAAAACUGUAACCUGUGUGUGUCUCAUAAAUGUGGAGUUGGGGUGGAAACGCCGGGCGCUUUCCCCAACAUAGAAUUUGGUCCUUCGAGCCGGAUCCGAGGAAUCCCGAAGACGUCUCCAGUACGCCGAGAGAAGCGACACCGAAAACUGCCGGCAGUCACUCGAAGACGGGUGCAAGAAAGACCUGUGAUGUGAAUUCGUCAUCAGGCCGGUGGUUAGAACUGCGCUCGACGUCUGGUGAUGUCUGAAGGACCUCGGUGACGGAUCAGAGAGCACACUAUACAGGUGAGAGAUAUGGCACCUAAGUGAGUAGGUGGCCAAGUGAGAGAUACGGCACCUAAAUAAGUAGGUGGCCAAGACAUGCAUGUGGUUGAGGUUAGCCGAAAUUAACCGGGAGAGAAAGUAGGCGUUAUUGGAAAUAUAUACAGUGUUGUAUGUGGAUGUGUUUUUAUAGGUUUUAGAUUAACCUACACGAUCCACCCUAAAAGCAACAACAUACUGGUGACUGAAGGAUUAAGGACGGGUUUCAUCCCUGAAAACUAACACCGCUGCUCUAAUAGUGAGCAGUAGAAGGCCGUGUUAGUGUCCUCCUGAGGUCUCAUGCCAGAGACUUGCUUUUAGGAUUUUUUAUUUUUUGUAGUGUAUCCAUUAAAAGGUAACAAUGGGGAAGAAUCAAAGUAAACAAAUGGAACUAGAGGGAGAUGAGAAGUUUAUGGAAGGAUAUAAGCCAGGAUCAGGACAAAUAAGUAGUCAGAGAUGGAGGAAAAAACAUGGGUUUGAAGGAAAACUCCACACUCCAGAUAUAUUAAAAUUACAGGGAAACUUAAAACUGGAGAUGUUACAGACUACCAAUAAGAAAGAAGGUAAAGACAGAAAAAAAGAAUAUGUUUUUUCUGAUGCAUGGUUAGAACAGAGUAAAUUAAGAGAUAAUAAAAGACAGCAAAAAAAGGGAAAUAAGGAGAAAAAAUUACAGGCGACUUUAAUCACACUAGAUGAGGAGACGGCAACAAAAUCUUCUGCCGCUCCAGUUCCCUUACUGCCCCCACAAAUUCCAAUGAUUGC
Brienomyrus brachyistius is the source of this 5251-nucleotide messenger RNA. RefSeq lists its product as uncharacterized. NCBI's taxonomy places the organism in Eukaryota, Metazoa, Chordata, Actinopteri, Osteoglossiformes, Mormyridae. The transcript has 2 exons. Gene Ontology annotation, biological process: DNA integration. Bases 2217 to 3743 code for a protein of 508 amino acids. The record is from RefSeq and is a predicted model, not a curated record. Gene Ontology annotation, molecular function: nucleic acid binding; RNA-DNA hybrid ribonuclease activity.